AUGUUCUCCAAGCUCUUGUCUACCACCGCGGUGGUCCUCGCCGCCACCCAGCUGGUUUCAGCUCAGACCCAUACCGACUGUGAUCCCACCAAGAAGAAGUGCCCUGACGACCCUGCUCUGGGUACUACUGUCACCGUUGACUUCACCAAGGGCGACAACAGCCUGUUCAAGGCUGCCGAUGGCACUACUAUUACAUACGACAAGAACGGUGCUGUCUUCACUAUCAACAAGGAGACCGAAGCUCCUACCAUCACCAGCAACAAGUACAUCUUCUUCGGCAGGAUCGAUGUUGAGCUUCAGGCUGCUCCCGGUACCGGUGUAGUUACUAGCUUCGUGUUGCAGUCCGACGACCUCGACGAGAUCGACUGGGAAUGGCUUGGUGGUGACAAGGCCCAGGUACAGAGCAACUACUUCGGCAAAGGUGAUACUACCACCUAUGACCGUGGUGCUUACCACGCCGUUUCCAACCCUCAGGACCAGAUCUACAAGUACUCCAUUGACUGGACUAAGGACUACGUCCGCUGGCUCAUUAACGACAAGCAAGUUCGUGAGUUGAAGUAUGCCGAUGCUAAGGGCGGCACUCGAUUCCCCCAGACUCCCAUGCAGAUCAAGCUUGGUACCUGGGUUGCUGGUCGUUCCGACGCUCCUCAGGGUACUGUCGAGUGGGCUGGUGGUAAGACCGACUUCAGCCAGGCUCCCUUCAUUGCCCACUACAAGUCUCUCACCAUUCAGGACUACAGCAACGGUGUUAAGAAUGCUGAGAAGUAUGUCUGGGCUGACGGCUCCGACGGUUCUUACCAGAGCAUCAAGGUUGUCACUGGUGACGGCAAGGAUGACGACACCAGCUCUAGCAGCUCUGCCUCCAGCACUGCUAAGUCCACCAAGACUGCUUCCGAGACCAAGACCUCUGACAAGACUACCUUGACGACUGUUACUUCUUCUGCCGGCGCCAGCGCCAGCGCCACUGCUUCGGCCUCUGUCUCUGCCUCUGCCUCUGCGACUCCCACCGGUGCUAAGGACGCCUCUGCCUCUGCUUCUGGCAGCAGCAGCACCUCUCCUGCUGCUCCUACCACCAGCAUCCCUACCACCAACGCUGGUAUGAAGACUGGCUUCAGCACCGCUGCCAUUGGUGCUUGCCUCAUGGCUGUUUUCAUGCUAUAA
This is a messenger RNA of Daldinia caldariorum, 1161 nucleotides long. RefSeq names its product glycoside hydrolase family 16 protein. Gene Ontology annotation, cellular component: fungal-type cell wall. Bases 1 to 1161 code for a protein of 386 amino acids. The transcript is spliced from 2 exons. Gene Ontology annotation, biological process: fungal-type cell wall organization; carbohydrate metabolic process. The record is from RefSeq and is a predicted model, not a curated record. NCBI's taxonomy places the organism in Eukaryota, Fungi, Ascomycota, Sordariomycetes, Xylariales, Hypoxylaceae. Gene Ontology annotation, molecular function: glycosyltransferase activity; hydrolase activity, hydrolyzing O-glycosyl compounds.